CCGCGCCUGGGACGCCGCGGAAGUGCCUCGGACGCCUCUGUCGCGCCACGGGGUGCGGACGCCGCCCAUGCACCGUAGAUGCCUCCGACUGCCGCUGACGCGGUCAGUGCCUGGGACACCGCCAAUGAAGCUACUGUGCAGGAUCUUAGCGCAACACUGCUCUGCAAACUUGGACCAGGGCAGAGUGACGUAGCGGAGGAGCUGUGCCAGCGUCUGCAGCGAAAGGAAAGGAUGCUGCAGGACCUUCUGAGUGAUCAACACAAACAAGUGGUGGAACACGAAAUGGAGAUUCAAGGCCUGCUUCAGUCUGUGAACUCCACGGAGCAGGAAAGCCAAGAAAGUUGAUGCAGGCUGGUGUCCAGUGAAGAAAUCCCAGGUGCCCAGGAAGGGGAGGGCUGUGCAUGAUCUGCAAAAGGAAGCUGCUGCGCUGCUCCUGCUCCCAGGAGGUGGACCCCCAGGAUGGGCUUUAAGGUGGAGAGAGGGAUGUCAUUGCUCAUCCUCCAGGUUCCAAGUAGAAACCUCCCUGCCCAGCCCAUGUCAUUCUCCCUGAAUCUUCAAUGCUAAUGAGGACUGUCUCCUUCUCACCUCCCUGGACUGGGCUUUCUAUCACUGGAAUGUGGAUGUGAUUUCUAGUUUCAGCAUGUCCUGGCUUAUUGUGCUGCCAGGAAAAUAAAAUCAAAAUACACGUUGAAUAAAUAAUAAAAAACACAUAGUGAGCAAAGGCUUACAAAGUA
Messenger RNA from Callithrix jacchus (white-tufted-ear marmoset), 734 nucleotides. RefSeq names its product myomegalin. Gene Ontology annotation, cellular component: centrosome; Golgi apparatus. Lineage: Eukaryota; Metazoa; Chordata; Mammalia; Primates; Cebidae. Gene Ontology annotation, biological process: centrosome cycle; regulation of Golgi organization; positive regulation of microtubule nucleation. The record is from RefSeq and is a predicted model, not a curated record. Gene Ontology annotation, molecular function: molecular adaptor activity.